AUGCAUGAGGGACUAAGCCCCAGUCGUCUUCGUGCCGUGGACCGUGACUUGGAUUGGGAACCCGACGUGAAGGCUCCACCCACCGCACUGCCCCCACCCCGGCCGGGGAGCUCCAGCUACAUGCCGCCACCCCCGCCACCGCCCCCCGCCACCGCGAACGACGCUCCCUUCCCGUUCCGCAGCCGACGAGAGAUCGUUCUGACGAUGUUGGGGGGCAGUGCGGCCUUGUGGCUGCUGAACCAUAAGGUCAUAAUGCCCAUCGACUCGUUCGGUGACAAGCCCCCCGUGGAUUUCACCUUGGCGGGGUAUACGGACCUCAAACCGGAGGAGUUUGUCUACUUCAAGACCCCGGGGGGUCGGUGGGUGGCGGCCGCGGAGGACGAUCAGGGCCGGUUCUUCAUGAUCGACGAGGUGGGGGACUUGUACUACGACUCGGGCGAUCCGGAUGUCGGUCUGUAUGCGAUGGACACUCAAGGCAACCUGUUCAACUUUUAUCGGGAUCCCGACGACGGCGAACAGAAGAUUACGCCCGUAGGCAACGUCUCCGACCUGAAGCAGUUCAAGAUCAGCGAAAUCGCCGGCAUAAAACUGGACCGGGACGUCAACGUGGUGGCCUUCCAAGACGGCUCCACCGCCCCCCUGCCCCCGGGCUCUACCUACCGGGACCCGUACACCGGCGAGCUACGAGGACCAGACCAGCUGGUGGAGGGGCUCAACGGCGCUUCCGCCGCCUCGUCUCGAUCAUCAUCAUCAUCAUCUUCCACCACCCGUCGCGGCUUCUUCGAGUCCAUCUUUGGGGGGGGAGGAGGAGGAGGCGAAGAUCUGCCCGUGCAGCGCUUCGAAGUGGAUCUGAACGACCCACGGGACUUUGAUGAGCAGAUGGAGGACCAGCAGUUUCUGGCGGAUCCGGAUGAUCCGACUGCGCCCAUUUUGCCGCCUGAUUUUGAUAUUGACGCACUUGCACGGCAGGUGGAGGCUGAUGCGCGCGCCAAGGGCCGAUGA
Messenger RNA from Volvox carteri f. nagariensis, 1002 nucleotides. RefSeq lists its product as uncharacterized. The coding region runs from base 1 to 1002 and encodes 333 amino acids. The record is from RefSeq and is a predicted model, not a curated record. Lineage: Eukaryota; Viridiplantae; Chlorophyta; Chlorophyceae; Chlamydomonadales; Volvocaceae. The transcript has 7 exons.